AUGAGUGGUAAUAAAGGUGGUGUAUUAUCUCGAGUAUUUGGUGGUUCGUCAAAAAGUGGUGCUAAAACAAGAACAGCUCAAACACCACAAGAAGCUAUACAACAGUUGCGUGAUGUUGAAGAUGUUCUAAAUAAAAAAGUUGAACAUUUAGAGGGGAAAAUUAAUGAAGAAACAGCAAUAGCUCGUCGUGAUGCAAGAACAAAUAAACGUAGUGCAUUGAAUGCACUCAAAAGAAAAAAACGUUUAGAAAAAACAUUACAACAAAUCGAUGGAACUUUAACAACACUUGAAUAUCAACGUGAAGCUUUACAAAAUGCUUCAAUGAAUGGUCAAGCAUUUAAUGCACUUAAAAGUGCAACAAGUGCUUUAAAAAAUGUUCAUAAAGAACUUGAUGUUGAUAGUGUUCAAGACAUUAUGGAUGAAUUAGCUGAACAGCAUGAAUUAUCAAAUGAAAUUGCUACUGCUAUUUCAAAUCCUGUUGGAUUUGGUGCUGAAAUCGAUGAAUUGGAAUUGGAAAAUGAAUUGGCUCAAUUAGAACAAGAAGCGAUCGCAAAAGAAAUUUCUCAAAUUGAUUUACCAUCAGUUCCAGCACCAGCAUAUGCCCAACCAGCCGCUGCAGCAUCUAGCAGAGCAAAGAAAGAUGAACUGGCUGAAUUAGAACAGUGGGCAUCAUAA
This is a messenger RNA of Rotaria socialis, 675 nucleotides long. Lineage: Eukaryota; Metazoa; Rotifera; Eurotatoria; Philodinida; Philodinidae. The record is from the annotation of a GenBank genome assembly.